Messenger RNA from Coccidioides immitis RS, 4807 nucleotides. Its product is annotated as membrane-tethered transcription factor. NCBI's taxonomy places the organism in Eukaryota, Fungi, Ascomycota, Eurotiomycetes, Onygenales, Onygenaceae. The record is from RefSeq and is a predicted model, not a curated record. Gene Ontology annotation, molecular function: protein binding. The transcript has 4 exons. The coding region runs from base 417 to 4700 and encodes 1427 amino acids.
ACGCUCCGGUUUUGUCUGGCCUGUCGUGGUAGUGGUGUCUUUCGUCUCAGACCUGGAUAACCCGUCUAUUAGGGUCUCUUGGGUCGAGCUAUUGCUAUUACUGCGAUAGACGCUAUUCAGCACGGCGGCCGAGGCCGCAGCGUGGCCGCGAAAUCUCAACUGUUAUCACCCGCGCUAUCAAAACUCCCAUCCACACUCUUACAGUCGCGUUUUCCGUCUCAGCGUCGUGUCUGCCGGUCAUAAAGCCGAAUCAUCGAUAUAGACCUUUUCUGUUCUUCGCUCUAGCUUUUUCUCCCAACGUGCUUGUCGUGAACAGUUCUCCGACAACUUCACACCGACUCUUCUUCGGAAGACGUUUCGAGUUUUGCGCUUUGCCUCCAUCUACAAUCAUUCAUUUUCCUUGUCUCGAAGGGAGCAUGCCGCCUGUGAACGUAUCCGCCUCUCCAAAAUUUGCAGGCUGCGAGCCGUUUAUUGUUGAUAGCGAUAUGGGAAGUCUGGACGAGGAGGGCGAUCUCCGCUGCUUUGACCCUUCUGUGCUGGAGGUUUCAGGACCCAAUACUGUCCAUGACUUCGAGGAUCUCUUUAUUCGCCCAUCUAGUUCCGCACAGAUGUCCGAUGCAAUGUCGUGCAUGUCGGAUUUGACUUCAAAGGCAACUACCCAUCGUCAUCCGCCUGCCGCCGAAUCUAGAUUAUCGCCGUCAGACUCUCGGUCAGAAUCCCCUGGAGAAUCGAGUAACGGAUCCUCAGCGAAUUCACCGCUUGGCCAUACUCGAAACCUCUCCUUGUUUUCCAACCCCUCGGAAGCCUUCAGCCCCGGAAGCGUCGGAACUGAUCAGUUUCUACCGACGUGGCCAAACUCUCACGAUUACUCGCUUGCCGAAGAAAGUUUUGUCGCACAAGAUGGGAGGUCACUGUCGGUCAAAGAAGAAUACGCUACUGAAACAGAUAUUGAAAUGAGUAAUAAAGCGAUGGAUUCUGCAUUUGAUUUUGAAAGUGCUGCGAGCAGCCCCAGCCCUUUGGCAUCGCGAGCCGCUUCGGAGAAGCGGAAUACUGACUUGUCCAAAGAGGCUCUCAAUACUUCAAACCUGGCUAAGGUGGAAAGUAGCCAGAAUCCGUCUUACCCAGUGCAAAACGUGUCUCCACUAAUCUUCCAGCGCACCGCUGAUUUAUAUUCUACGUUCCCCAAGUCGACAAAUGGGCUUAAAUUUUGGAAUAACACCUCUUCCCCUGAUCUCGAUGGAGGACUGGGCGCCAUCGCCAUGAACGGCACAUCACCGUUACAUGCCACUCUCGCGCCCAGCCUAAAUUUCAAGUCAUAUCCGUCGCCCUUCGAAUCCACGCCGUAUCACCCCGCCGUAGUCUUCCCCAUGAGUGACGCAAAUGCCAUGUUUCAUCCGUCGUUUGGUUUCGAGAAUUAUAUUCCACCACGCCUGAUAGUUCAUCCUACCGCCCUAAAGUCCCGUGUUGAGACCCAAAUACCGAUCAAACUGACCUUGUAUCCCAUGCCUUCUGGGGUGAAGAAACUGCGUCUUCCAACUUAUACAAUAUCGAAACCAAAGUUCUUUGCGAAGCCUGACACACCACGCUCACCCGAUGUCUUCGAGUUGAGCGUCAGUCUUGUCUGCACAAGUGCAAUGCAGGACAAGAAAAAACGGGAAAGAGCUUUUGCCAGAGCACGCGGUGAACAAUUGCCCUCUCAAUCAUCCAUGAGAGAAGAUGGCUCAGAAGACUCCCAAGAAGAAGAUAACACGCCCCUCAAGGGGGGUGAGGUGAAGAUUUGUGCUGGCUGUAUUCAGAGAGAACGCAAAAGAGCCUCACGAAAGAAGCAGAAAAAGCCAGAGGAGGAUGAGCUAUUUCAGAAAGAGGAAGACAAGCGAGUGAUCGUAUUUAAUACAACCGAGAUGAAAGAUUGGGUGGACCCUCCAAGAAUAACUUCAUCGAGUGGCGCUGAGGCAUCUACCCCUCCGGCCCCUCUUGGAUCUAUGCAAGUUGAAUUGCCCAUGCGAAUUGCUUGCUAUUGCCGACAUCAAGGGGAAAAGAUGGGAUUUCAGGUGAUUUUUACCAUCAAAGACUAUCUAGGCAACCUUAUCGCUCAAGAAAUGACGAACUCCAUAAUGAUCACCGAUGACCAUAAGACCCAUACACCUUCGAACCAAACUUCCGCGAGUUCUACUCCACCGGAGAACCCAGUUGCAAAUGCCAGACUUUUCCCAUCAAACGCGCCUGUUGAUAUGGGAAAGCAAUUCAUCCACCAGGCGCCCUUCAAAUUAUCUCACUCUGCCACAGAUCUACAGGCCCUGCGCAAGCAACAGCAUCCCUUAACUCCUGGUAAUUUUAGCCAGUCACAAAGCCCGUCUGGAACGAGUGGUGUCGCCGCUCCGCGUGGCGUUUCGCGGCAGGCUCCCUCAAGGGACUUGCCUGGCCCUUUGGCAAAGCGAAGAAAACAAAAUAGCCCUGGCAAAAUCCCCAGCGGUCUUGCUAUGACCAAAGUCGAGUCCGCUUCAAAUUCAGCAACCCAAAAACCCAAGCAGGCCGCUACCGGGCCGUCUUCACAAGCCACUCCACCUCAAAUGGAACAACCUUUUGUUAUGCCUUCUUCUAUGGUAACUCAGUUUGGAAAUGGCCCGCCAACACCGAUCACCACCGAUUCAAACUUUUUCAGCCCUAGAGAUAGACCUCAAACGCUUGAAAAUCUUCCUCAACAGUCGCUUCUGUCUGCACCCAGUUCAGCUCACCCAAGUCGUCCCGGUACUCCUGGAAGCUCCUCUCGAAACGCAGCAACAGAACAAGUAGUUAAUGGUGCCUCUAAUCCUGCUACUCAAACGCCCAUUUGGAAUAUUCCGCCAAACUUGCCUCAGCAAAUGCCCCCAAUGAUCCAUAAGCUUGUUCCCGCAGAAGGUUCAACUACAGGAGGUAGCGAAGUGACUUUGUUGGGCAGUGGUUUCUAUCCUGGAAUGGAGGUUGUCUUUGGAGACACUUUAGCUACAACUACUACAUUCUGGGGAGACAAGUGUUUGAAUUGCCUCACGCCACCAGCUUUACAACCUGGGACCGUGCCGGUUGUGUUCAAGCAUGAGCAUCCACGUUUUGGCCAGGUUCAACAAACGCCGCCAAUUAUACCAAAGCAGCAGACCUUCUUCCGCUAUGUUGACGAUCGAGAACUACAAAUGUACCGCGUCGCUUUGGGUAUUUUGGGUCAAAAACUUAGAAACCCCGCAGAUGCCUAUAGAACUGCCCAGCAGAUUAUGGGAGGAGACCCGAAUACUUUGUGGAAUAUUCAGAAUGGUUUCCAGAGUGGACAACAAAGAGGUGGCAGCAACAACUGUAAUAUGACAGAACUAGAUGCAAAAAUGCUUGUAUACCUUGAGUUCAUGGAUCUUGACGAUACACCGGGUGCACCAAAGUUCAAUAUGCGAUCACCAGCUGGACAAACCCUUUUGCACUUUGCUGCUUCGUUGGGAUUGACCCGAUUUGCCGCGGGGCUCCUUGCAAGAGGCGCCAAUCCAGACGUUCAAGAUAACAACGGAAAUACGCCUUUACAUCUGGCAGCAAUCAGCGGACAUACUCACAUUGUUCAUCGUUUGCGGCUAUCCGGUGCCAAUGUUGCUGCACGGAACCUGCGCGAUUUUACAUCAGCGGACCUUGCAUCCUCAUUGGAGGUACAUCAGGCUGUUCUUAUCCCUUCACGACACUACCGGUCAAGAAGUGUCGGCUCGACUCCAUCAUUGCGCCGCCGGCUCAGCUCUGGCUCUCUUAAUGACUUUUGGGAAUCUGCUUCUUCUGACGAAGCGGGUGAAAUCUCUACAGAUCUCUCGGAAUCCUCGGAUGACGCCGUUGAGAGUAACAAUGAUAAUGCAGAUUCGCCGUUUUACCAACCGGUUUCCAGACGCCAAAGCGCGGUUCUUCAGAAUCAACCUGGAUACUUUAUGGCUGGCCCUAGUGAGAGUAUCCUUCAAACUUCAGAAGCUGUGACUGCUGGUGAAACCGAAGGGAAUGUAGCUGGAAGGGGCUUUUCACCGCCGGCCGCACUGGUUGCCUGGCGUGAUCAGCUUGCCACUCAAAUCAACCAGUUUCAGCAAAGCGUGAACCGAGCUUUCCCGAAUUUGCCAGCAUUGCCUCCCAUGCCUACAUUGCCUGGUUUACCAGAUUAUCAAGCCUAUCCUAUGAUACAGCGCAUUAGUUCUCUUGUUCCCCACCGACCAGCCACAUCAUGGUCUACAAAUUUAAUGAAAGAUGGCUGGGAUCGGUUGACAGGCAAUUCGUCUCCACCCGCGUAUGAUGAAUUAUACCCGGUCAAGGAAGCCAGUGAAGAUCAGGAGGUUAAGAAAUCGUCUAUAGUUGAAGCUGCACUUGAUGCCGCUGUUGAUCAGCAUUUCGAAGCGCAGCUUAAAGCUUCCUCCUCAUCAUCAUCUUCUUCUUCCACAGCCACAGAGGUUAAAGAAGACAUCGGUGAUGUACGUAUUGGACGCAAAGCCAUAUCACGACAGCAGCAGGAGCAACUGCGAAAGGCUCACGCCUUGAAAAUGAAACGCAUUCGCAGUGAUAGGAAUCUAUUUUUCAUUUGGAUCCCCCUUUUGAUCAUUGUUAUUUUUGCCAUGCUGCAGAACAUUUUCCCGAGUUUCUGGCAAGGUGCUUCGCAGGGAUACCAUUUCUUGAAGACCCGCUACGCUACGGGCCGGGUGGAAGCUAUCCCUACGUAACUUUACUUCAACUUCUUCUCAAAUAUUCCUACAGGGUCUUUCUUUCAAAGCGUAAUUAUUUUCCUUUUUUGUUUUCAUUCCUUCGGGUCAGACGGGACUUAUUGGAA